This is a messenger RNA of Monoraphidium neglectum, 1482 nucleotides long. RefSeq names its product AhpC/TSA family protein. Lineage: Eukaryota; Viridiplantae; Chlorophyta; Chlorophyceae; Sphaeropleales; Selenastraceae. Gene Ontology annotation, biological process: cell redox homeostasis; hydrogen peroxide catabolic process; cellular response to oxidative stress. The record is from RefSeq and is a predicted model, not a curated record. Gene Ontology annotation, molecular function: thioredoxin peroxidase activity. Gene Ontology annotation, cellular component: cytoplasm. The transcript is spliced from 7 exons. The coding region runs from base 1 to 1482 and encodes 493 amino acids.
AUGAGCUUGCCAGGCGAUAAUCAUCCCAUGUCGUCGGGUGCCCACGUGGACGAAUCUAGCAAGACCGUGGCGCAAACUCUGGCAGGAUACAACGUAUACAUCCUUGAUGAGAACAAGUUCUUUUCUUAUGUGGCCAAAGGCCUUCAUUUGGCGCUGAAGGAGCUUGGGGUCAAGCACAAGUACGUCAAGCGGGUCAGAUCCUGCAUGGCCCCAAACGACUUGUACAUCAUGUUCGACGCCCACCAGCCUUACAGGCUCCCCAGGAACUUCAUAGCCUACAACUACGAGCAGCUGAUCACGACAAAGGUGUGGCCGCCAGAGUUUUUCGAGCGCUUGAAGGGCGCGGUGAUGGUCUGGGACUAUUCACGUGAGAACAUCAAGGUGCUCAACGGCAAGGGCGUCAACCGCACAGUGCACCUGCCAUUAGGGUACGCGCGCAACAUGGAGAACAAGUAUCCACCUGUACCUCGCGAUUUGGACAUCUUGUUUGCUGGCGCAAAGGGUGGAACUGGAACGCGGGACAGGAAGCUGCUGCAAAUCAACGCGUUUCGGGCCCAGCCCCCAUGGAAGACGAAAUUCGUCCACGACACGUUUGACGACGCUCUGCUGAAGCUGUACAGACGCUCGAAGGUGUCCCUGAAUCUUCACUUUUACGCUGGGCGGACCAUCUUGGAGGUGCACCGCAUCCUGCCCCUCAUCGUCAGCAAGGUCCUUGUGCUGUCGGAACCCAGUGACGACCCCUGGUGGGACCAUGAGUACAAGGACCUCGUCAACUUUGCAGCAGCGGGCACCAGGCCCUACCACGUCGCCGCAGCGGCCGCGGGUCCCGCCCGCGCAUUCAGCUCCGCGCCGCCGGCCACGGCCAAGCCGACGUACAACGUGCCGCUGGGCCACCAAGACUCCGACCUCAGCAGCGUGGCGUGCCACAUCGGGCUCGGGCGGCGGCGGGACCUGACAAUGAGGGAGGAUUUGGGGCUGUGGAAAAACGGCGACACGCGCAUCAAGCUGGGCGAUGUUUUCAGGGGCUGCAAGGCUCUCCUGGUCGGCUUCCCCGGCGGCAAAAUCUGCACUGAACAGCACGUGCCCGGCUACGUUGCCGCGAUACCUGAGUUGAAGGCGGCGGGCGUGGACAAGGUGGUGUGUGUCACUGUCGGCGACCCCGAGGGCGUGCGCAAGUGGGCGGCGGACAACGGCUUUGACAAGGACACGGUGCUGUGUGUCCUUGCUGACAAGGACCAGGGGUUCAUGCGGGCGCUGGGGCUGGAGCUGGGGCCGACUGGGGCCAAGUGCCAGCGGUUUGCGGGGGUUGUGGACAACGGCAUCCUGCUGCGGCUCAAGGUGGAGCAGACGCCGGGGGACCUGAAGCUGACUCACGUGCAGGGCAUGCUCAAGACAUUCAAGUCGCACGCGUGCGUGGACGCGUGCGUGUGCAUUCGUCGCCAGGGGGCGCAGGCCGGGGCCGCGGAUGAGGGUGUCGCCUGA